Quercus lobata is the source of this 1847-nucleotide messenger RNA. RefSeq names its product pentatricopeptide repeat-containing protein At4g21705, mitochondrial-like. Gene Ontology annotation, molecular function: protein binding. The transcript is spliced from 2 exons. The record is from RefSeq and is a predicted model, not a curated record. The coding region runs from base 143 to 1681 and encodes 512 amino acids. Gene Ontology annotation, cellular component: mitochondrion. Lineage: Eukaryota; Viridiplantae; Streptophyta; Magnoliopsida; Fagales; Fagaceae.
AGCUUACCAAAGAGGCCCCUAAACCCUAAACCCUUUUCAACACAAGGCAUAAAUCCUACCCUAAACUAAAACCCUCCUCAAUCCAAGGCAAACUGUUAAAUCCCCCCCCACACACAAAUUCUAGAAAAGUUUGUUUAAUUCCAUGACAUCAAAAAUGAUGUUCGCAAUCCUGAACAGGUCCCGAGACCUCACAACUAAUGCAAUCCUAAUAGUAAGAUCUUACAGCACGGGAAAGCAUGGUACCACUACCACUAGCAGAAAAAACCUCUUCUCAAGAAUUUGUCCUAUGGGGGACCCUUUCUUCAGUGUAGUCCCAGUUCUUGAUCAGUGGGUGCAAGAAGGAAACGAAGUCAAGAAUUUUGAGCUCCAGCGCAUUGUUCGCGACCUCCGAGCUCGCAGGCGCUUCAACCAAGCUCUCGAGGUUUCAGAGUGGGUGAGUAGCAAGGGACUCUGCUCGUUCUCACCAGGUGAUCGGGCUGUGCAGUUAGACCUGAUUGGUAGAGUUCGUGGGCUGGAUUCUGCAGAAAACUACUUUAAUAACUUGAGUGAUCAAGACAAAAUUGACAAAAUUUAUGGUGCUCUUUUAAAUUGUUAUGUCAGGGAAGGCAAUGUUGACAAGUCUCUCUCUCACUUGCAGAAGAUGAAAGACGUAGGUUUUACUUUCAGUCCUCUCAUCUACAAUGAUAUCAUGUGCCUAUACACAAACACUGGUCAGAUUGAGAAAGUCCCUGAUGUCUUAUCAGAAAUGAAGGAGAAUGGUGUCUCCCCUGACCAUUUUAGCUACAAAAUUUGCAUAAAUUCAUUUGGUGCAAGAUCUGAUCUUAAAAGCAUGGAGAAAGUUUUAGAAGAAAUGGAGAGUAUACCCCACAUCUCUAUGGACUGGACCACUUAUUCAAUGGUGGCCAACUAUUGCAUCAAAGCAAGUAUGCGUGAGAAAGCACUAAUUUACCUGAAGAAAUGUGAGGAAAAGGUAAAUAAAGAUGCACUUGGCUACAAUAAUCUGAUUUCACUCCAUGCAAGUCUUGGAAAUAAAGAUGAGAUGAUGAGGUUGUGGGGACUUGAAAAAUCCAAUUGUAAGAAGCAAAUCAAUAGGGAUUAUAUAACCAUGCUGGGCUCUCUAGUGAAGCUUGGGGAGUUCGAAGAAACUGAAAAGUUGCUUGAGGAGUGGGAGUCAUCCUGCCACUGUUAUGAUUUCCGCGUGCCAAACAUUCUCCUUAUUGGGUAUUGUCAGAAGGGACUGAUUGAAAAAGCUGAAACUAUACUUCGAGAUAAAGUCAAUAAAGGGAAGACUCCAACCCCAAAUAGUUGGGCAAUUCUUGCGGCAGGCUAUGUGGAUAAGCAGAAUAUGGAGAAGGCUUUUGAAUGCAUGAAGGAAGCUUUGGCUGUACGGGCAGAAAAUAAAGGGUGGCGGCCUAAAGCUACACUGAUUUCAAGCGUAUUGAAUUGGCUCGGUGAUAAUGGAGGCGUUGAAGAAGUUGAAGCUUUUCUGGGCUCUUUGAAGACUACUGUUCCAUUGGACAGGGAAAUGUACCAUGUUUUGUUCAAGGCGUAUAUCAGGGGUGGGAAAGAAGUGGAUGGGCUUUUAGAGAGCAUGAAAGCUGACAAAAUAGAUCAAAAUGAGGAAACAGAUAGUAUUCUAAACUCAAGACAGGAAAAACCUAAAAUGGUGCAUGGCUUUUGACGGAUGCUUUUGCUUGAUUAUGGCAUAUUGAUCUGCAAUUAUGGUGCACACUUCAAAAAUACUUUUUAACUGUUGUGAUCAGAUCUAAGAUUCAGCGAGCAGUUGGAACUACUAGUAUUUGUGAAAAUUAAGUUUUUGAAUGCCACACUCAAAAUAUGAAACAAUA